Molecule: messenger RNA, 984 nt
Organism: Durio zibethinus
Lineage: Eukaryota; Viridiplantae; Streptophyta; Magnoliopsida; Malvales; Malvaceae
Source: RefSeq, a predicted model, not a curated record
AAAAAAAAAAAAAAGCAACGGUUUUGAUAAAACCAAAACCAAAACCAAAAACAAUCUUCAUUUGGUUUUCUCUCGUUCCUUUCCUCUCCAUCGUCAGAUCAUCUUUCAUUCAUUCCCCCAAAUAAAAACAAGUACUACUAACCAUCUCCACCAUUCCCUUCCUCUCGCGCCAAAUACAAAAAAAAAAAAAAACCAUUUUCUUCUUCCUUUCUUUUAUCCCCCUCAGUGAUCUAGGUUUUUCGGGGACAUGGCGGAUGGUAUGGCGGCGGCGCCAACGAGCCCAGCUGGAGGGAGUCAUGAGAGUGGUGGAGAGCAAAGCAGUUCUCACUCAAAUGUGAGGGAACAAGACCGUUACCUUCCAAUUGCUAAUAUAAGUAGAAUCAUGAAGAAAGCAUUGCCUCCUAAUGGGAAAAUUGCUAAGGACGCUAAAGAUACUGUUCAGGAAUGUGUUUCUGAGUUCAUCAGCUUCAUUACUAGCGAGGCUAGCGAUAAAUGUCAGAAAGAGAAGAGGAAGACGAUUAAUGGAGAUGAUUUGUUGUGGUCGAUGGCAACAUUAGGGUUUGAAGACUAUAUUGAGCCACUUAAAAUAUACCUGGCCAGGUACAGGGAGUUGGAGGGUGACACCAAGGGAUCUGCCAGGGGCAGUGAUGGGUCUCUUAAAAGAGAUGCAGUUGGAGCUCUGGCUGCCCAAAAUCCACAGUUUGCAAUCCAGGGGUCAUUGAACUAUAUUAAUUCCCAAUAUUUGCAGAAAGCUUCUUCAUUGUAGUGGCAAUGAAAUAGUUCAGAGCGCAACGAAUGAUUCGUGUGUUGAGGCACAAGGACAGCAUAUGAUCGUUCCCUCCAUGCAAGGUAAUGAGUAGCCGAUCCUAGCUUCCUCUUCCAAUUUUAUGAGUAUUAGGGCUGGUUAAAUUGUUUAGUUCAACACUAAAGGAUCUUUAAUGUGGAUUAAUCUUUAUUUAUGCAAAGCUACAUAAGUUGGGGAUU